This is a messenger RNA of Cuscuta epithymum, 2618 nucleotides long. NCBI's taxonomy places the organism in Eukaryota, Viridiplantae, Streptophyta, Magnoliopsida, Solanales, Convolvulaceae. The record is from the annotation of a GenBank genome assembly.
UGGAGUAGGACUUUUUCCUUCUAUAAUAUCCAUCAAGUAAUUUAUUGAGAUGAACCUACACAUAUUGGAGAUCAAUAAUGUGAUGAAGGAAGUUGACUUGUUCUAAAUAAAUUAGGAUGAGUACAAAAAGGCAUCUUUGACAAAAGAUAAAACAAUAGGACCCAUCUUCCCAUUUUUUGGAAGUAUUGAUAGAUAUUUUGGACUCAAAGUUGAAUGGGAUCAAUUGGGAACCAUCCCACAUGGACUUAGUACCUGCAAAACAAAGAAGAAGAGGUGAGAUGACUACAUGGGGCGGACUCUUGGCUCAUAUACACAAAACACUCCAAGAGAAAACAAAAGGGGGAGGUCCACCCCAUAUUUGAUUGCAAACCAAAUAUCUCUCAUGCUCUUUUGUGAGCCACAUGCUCUCUUAGCAUGUUUAAGGCAUCCUUUACACUCCCCCCUACACCCCAUUCGAACUCCCCAAUAUAAGAGAGAAGGAGAGAGCCACAUAACCAAGAUAAGCCAAAGAGAGAGCAAGCUGUCCGCAGGUUCGUUCUUCAGUGCGUAGCUCUGAUUGUUUGAGCCAUAACUUGAGAUUCACUCGUCCAAUUUAGUCGUAUAAGAUACCAAAAGAAAGCUCUCAAGACGAGGAAUCCGUGGAGGUCUGGUUUGCAUCAAUCGGAGUAGUGGAAGGCUUCCAAAUCGUCCGAGCAAAACGAAACCUCGCAGGAACGGAUUAAAUCUUCUAAAGAAACGAGUUAGCCGGAAAACACCCAUUCUAGGGGCUGUUUUCGUAUCAACGAUUAGGGGUUGAACUAGCACUUCGAGGGGGCUGUUUAACACUCAUUCCUAAGCAAGGAAUCAGUUCUCAAGCUUCCUUGGCCGAGGCUUUGGUCAUUGGAUCGAUAAGGAAGGUUUUAAAGCUCAAUUGAGGUUGAGGCUAGAGCUUGCUUCCUGUGCUCGUUGCCCGAGUGAUUUCCCCCGGAGAGAAGACUUGAAAUGGACCGUGGUGGCAGGAUUACUAGGAGAAACCCGACCGGCCGUGUACCAGUGGAGACUGGACAGGGCAGUCGAAGGACCUCUAGGGCAUCUAGAGGAGCUGGCCGUGGAGGCCGAUCACAGACCGUAAGUGACGGCCAUGUUGACACAGAAAGUGAAACCUACUGGUCCUACGAGGACUCGACUUACCAACCGGAAACCGAGCCGGUUGAGACCCCUUACGAAGGGGAUGACGAUGAUGUAAGUGAUGAAGAGGGGGAGAAUGACUCCCUAGCAAGAAUUGAGGCGCUGCUCCAACAAUAUCAACGGGAGCGCGAGGAAAGGAGGCAAUGCCGAAGACGCCGAGCGGGGCAACCUUCGGGCAUGGCUUCGAGAGGAGGAAGUCAUGGUGCAUCUAGAGUCCAUGUGGAACCACAUGGAGGCCAAAAUGAUGGAGGUCCAACCAUAAGGAUCUCCAAAUUUAUCAAAGAAGCAAGAGAUUUGGGGUGCAAACCCUUUGAUGGAGCAGGGGACAUUUCAGUUGCAGCACAAUGGAUCAAGAGGCUAAAUGAAGCAGCCCUUGACAUGCAAAUCGCGCCGAAUCUCAAACUGAGAAUUGCGGUAAGAUUGCUCGAGGGGAUGGCAUCCAAGUGGUGGGAUGGAACCAAGAGCAAGUACGGUGAGACCGUCGUUUGGGAGGACUUCCAACGGGAGUUCUUUGCCCAAUAUUAUUCUGAUUUUGAAGUGAACAAGAAGGUGAGGGAAUACACCCUCCUAACCCAGGGGGGUAACAUGACAGUGAAGGAACUUGAGUACAAGUUCCGAGAUCUCGCCGACUACAUACCGGAGUAUGCUUGUGACGAGAACCGAAUGGCAAACCACUUUUGGGAUGCUCUUGACUUGGAGAUACGUGAUAGGGCAACACAAUUGCCUAAUAUGACCUUCGCCCAAGUGGUUGACCAAGCGUUGAAGGGGGAGAAACAGUGGGAGGAGAGGAAGAAGAGAGACGCCGAGGAGGUGAAAAAGAGAAAAUGGGAGAGUCAUGGCUCCCAAGGUUCCAACAAAAAGGGGAACCAUGGAGGAGGAUCUUUCCGGGCACCGCCGCCACCGUCUAGGGGGAAUCAAGGCCCGAGUGGGCAAGGCUCGAGGUCACAAACCUCGGUGGUAACUCGUUGCAACAAUUGCAAGAGGAACCACUCCGGUAAAUGUCGCGACCCCCCUAGAUGUUUUCAAUGUGGGGAUGCCGGGCAUUUGAAGGCGCAUUGCCUACAAUUGGGUGGGACAAGGACAUCGGGACCGAGCAGUGGCUCGACGGGUACACGGAAUCAAACCGGAGCUUCUCAAGCGAGCCGGGGACAUGGGGGAGCGAGUACGAGCAACGCGCCAUCCGUGAAUCAAGGAAGAACUCAAGCUAGAGUUUAUGCGAUGACGGAGGCGGAUGCUCGAUCUAACCCGGACUCGGUUGCAGGUAUUGCCUCUUGCACAAUUGUAUUUUGCCCAUAUUUAAUCCAUAAAUUGAUGACAUAAGUCAUAGGGAUUGAGUGCGAGCCAUUACGGGGUCAAACGGCGAAAUUCGGGCCAAAACUGACCAAAAACAGGGACGCACGAUCGUGCGUCCAACCCCACGCACGAUCGUGCGUAGGGGACAGUGGUUCCAG